Molecule: messenger RNA, 231 nt
Organism: Talaromyces stipitatus ATCC 10500
Lineage: Eukaryota; Fungi; Ascomycota; Eurotiomycetes; Eurotiales; Trichocomaceae
Exons: 2
Coding region: 1-231 (76 amino acids)
Source: RefSeq, a predicted model, not a curated record
AUGCACACCUUCUUCAAGUCACCCUUCUUCAACUUCGAGUUCCUGCGACUCCUUGCCAUGGCUCCUUUCGAGGGCGGCGAGAUCGCAGAAAUUCUCGAGGCAAGCAUGGGCAUCCUGAAAGUGCAACGUCCUGUGAUUAGUGUUUGGUGGAGUGGAAGGAGGAUUGUAUCACCCGCGAAGACAGCAAUCCACAAAUACAUUAUGGAACAAUUGCAUCUGGGAAUAUGUUGA